CGUUGGUGAAUAGCCUGAGCGAACUGUGUGGAUUCGUAUGGCUGGUUCGCUGCUGUUUCAGAGGGCCAUGGGGCAAAGGUAAAUAAAGACAGGAGGGUCACCAGCGGAACGUUUAACGUUAACUUUACACUUCAUGCAACGACAACACGGGUUCGUUUACCUCAACCGUAUUGUUAGCAGUCUGCUAACGUUAGUGGCUGUCGUUUUUACGGCCAUAUUUAUCAGUUAACGGAGGGGAGGAGAGGUGACAACGUCGCUUGUACAGAUAUCUGAAGUGUCAUUCUGGGCUUGUCUGACUCUGUAUUGCCAUGGCGAUGCGGGAGUUAGUGGAAGCCGAAUGUGGGGCGGCCAAUCCCCUCAUGAAACUAACUGGUCACAUGACCCAAGAAGGAGGGGCUUGGAGACACAGAUCAACACCCACUAUUCCUCCUACUCCAAUUGAAAUAGCCACUGAAGAGGAGCUGGUGAGUGAAUUUCUACAGGGCCCGCAACGGCCUCCUCACAGUUUUGAUAUGGGCCAACUGCUGGAAGAAAUGCAACAGAUAGAUCAACAGAGUUACAGACAGGCUCCUCAGAGAGCUCCUGAUGUGGCUGCCCUGGCGCUGUCUGGUGAUUGGGCGGCCGAGUUUCUUUCUAACGCCGACUCCGCCGCUUCUCCCGGACAGGCUGGUCUGGAUCCAGCUGAUGCUGAUUGGACCAGAGAAUUUAUCAGUGAUGUGGAAGACCCCGGCCGCUGGGCAGAGGAGUACCUUGAGCAAUCAGAGGAGAAGUUGUGGCUGGGAGAUUUGGGAGAUAGAGAGCAAGACAAAGAAUGGACACAAGAAUAUCAGGCAGGGGAUGAACUAAGGCAGACAGCAAAUGAGCUCCUUGCCAAAGUGGAUGAUCCUAAACUAAAGAACACAGAGUUCCUGCGGUUCAUUAGGCAGAUUGGCGAGGGCAGUGUGACUGUGGAGGACAGAGCAGGAAAAGAGCUCACUGAUAGAACACAGGCCAAGGAGGCACAACACUGGGCCUCCAGCCUCAACCAGGUUUCGGCAGAUUCAGCAGAAUCUUGGGUGGAUGAGUUCGCAACUUAUGGGCCAGAUUUUCAACAGGCCAAGGCAGCAGUGGAAAGUGAUGUUGAUUUCUGGGAGAAGCUCCAGCAGGAGUGGGAGGAAAUGGCAAAGAGGGAUGCAGAAGCUCACCCUUGGCUCUCUGACUUUGACCAGAUGCUCAGUAGCUCUUAUGACAAGGGAUAUCAGUUUGAAGAAGACAACCCCUACAUGUCCCACGAGGAUCCAUUUGCUGAGGGCGUGAAGAGAAUGCAAGCAGGGGACAUUCCAGGAGCCGUGCGACUCUUUGAGAGCGCCGUGCAGAGACAGCCAGACAACCAGCUGGCUUGGCAAUAUCUAGGCACCUGCCAGGCAGAGAACGAGCAAGAGUUUGCCGCUAUCAGCGCCCUCCGGAGAUGUAUUGAGCUAAAGAAGGACAAUCUAACAGCCCUCAUGGCACUAGCUGUGAGCUUCACCAAUGAGUCACUGCACAGGCAGGCCUGCGAGACUCUUCGGGAUUGGUUGAGGCACAACCCUAAAUACCGGAAUAUCUUGGAGCAGCAUGAGCGAGAGAAGGCGAGGGAGAGAGACAAAGAGAGGGAGAGAUUUGGAUCCCUUCUGCCAGAAGCACUGUUUAAUGAAGUUCAGUCGUUGUUUCUGAGUGCAGCGGCCGCUGAUCCCACACAGGUGGACCCUGAGCUGCAGUGUGGGCUGGGAGUUCUCUUCAACCUGAGCGGAGAGUAUGACAAGGCUGUGGACUGUUUCACAGCAGCUCUGUCUGUCACACCACAGGAUUAUCUGUUAUGGAACAAGCUGGGGGCGACUCUUGCUAAUGGGAACCACUCAGAGGAAGCAGUAGCUGCUUACAGACAAGCACUGGAGUUACAGCCUGGUUUUGUACGUAGCCGAUAUAACCUGGGCAUCAGCUGCGUCAACCUGGGUGCCCACAGGGAGGCAGUAGAGCACUUCCUAGAGGCCCUUUCUCUGCAGAAACAGGCUGCAGGAGAUGGGGAGGGAGGUGCAGGUCGAGGACCAGGUGCAGCAGCAACAGUGAUGUCAGACAACAUCUGGUCCACUCUGCGUAUGGCGCUGAGCAUGAUGGGAGAAAGCUCACUGUACGCCGCCGCUGACCGGCGAGAUCUGGACACACUGAUGAGGCACUUCUGUCACAGAGAGGGAGAGACUGAAUGAAGUGUGGAGGGGUUGAAGGAAUGGAGGGAGAUAGAAUGUGAGUGUGGAGAGACAUGUUUUUACUUCAAGACUGGAGAUUUCAACAGAGUUACGGGGCCACGAUUUUGUCUGUGAUGAGAAGUAAGGAAGAAAUGAAAGUGAACGAAAGAGCGUGAAAAACCCGUUCAGCCCCAGCCCUGCAUUAAUAGACAGACAAAUGAACUAAAGCGCUUGAGAAAAAGUCCAAGGUACAUCAAUAAACACAAGACAGAGGAUGAAGUUCAACUACACUACAGUCUAACUACAGCUUUUUCACAGGUUUACACUGACAUAGAGCUUGUUAUUGUUUUUAUCAUUUUAUCAUCUUGACGAUCACAGUUUUUGCAAUUAUCCUUAUUAUUUGCUAUUAUUACAGUAAUAUAUCUCAUAUGGGACAAAUAAAGUCCCUGCACUGUGAGCUCAAAAAUACUUGCCUCUGUUUGAGUGGAGGGAUAUUGAGCUAUAAAUAUGUUCUCAAGCCUAAAUGUCAUACCGGUGAAAGUUUGUGAACUAAGGACAGGUUGUGAGUCUCAGUCAAGAGGUCUGAAAGCACUCUUUGCUAUAGGAAGUCUGCUAACGCUGUAAAAUAAUUUGCCUAAUUGUAAAUUCUACUUGCCAUAUUGUGUAUUGUAGCAUAAUUGUUGUAUUGCAUAUAGCCAAUUCAAGCUGUUAUAUGUAAUUCAAGCAAUAAAGCUUUGACUUAAAAAUGCAUAUCAUUAUUUAAACGU
This is a messenger RNA of Triplophysa rosa, 2968 nucleotides long. It is a transcript of the gene pex5, whose product is annotated as peroxisomal biogenesis factor 5. Gene Ontology annotation, cellular component: cytosol; peroxisomal membrane. Bases 309 to 2222 code for a protein of 637 amino acids. The transcript is spliced from 16 exons. The record is from RefSeq and is a predicted model, not a curated record. Gene Ontology annotation, molecular function: protein binding. Gene Ontology annotation, biological process: protein import into peroxisome matrix, docking. NCBI's taxonomy places the organism in Eukaryota, Metazoa, Chordata, Actinopteri, Cypriniformes, Nemacheilidae.